UUUUUAGUCUACAGAUUUUCAGCUUUCUGCUUUCUCUUCUGUUUUUCUUCUCAGUUUAGAAAUGGGGUCGGACCCGUACAGGCUGUCAGUUGUACACGUUGCCGAUUCAAAUAACUCUUAUUUCAAUUUUUCAAUUUAUUUAAUCAAUACAUAGUGAAAAAAAUUAUAUAAAAAUGGAGGAAACAUCAGUUCUAAUUUUCCUUUCUUUGGUUAUGUUGAUCGGGAGCUAUCUAGCUGGUUCGAUUCCACUUGUUAUGUCGUUAUCGGAGUCGAAAAUACAACUGUUCUCAGUAUUUGGUGCGGGCCUACUGGUAGGAACUGCAUUGGCAGUUAUCAUACCCGAAGGUAUCAGAUCACUCUUCCCUGAUGGAGGAGCCAAAUCGACUACCACUCACGAAGAUUUAGAAGACUUAUAUUCGCUAAUAGGCGUAUCUCUAGUGCUGGGCUUCGUUGUGAUGCUGCUCAUAGAUCAGUGCUCAACAUCGCGAUCCAGAGGAGGUAAUUAUCAGCCCUUAUCGUCAGAAUCUGGCAAACCAACCACAGAUCUGGAGCAUGGAGUAGGUGGGGCGGGCGGAGGCCGAAUCACGGCCACCCUUGGCCUGGUGGUGCAUGCAGCCGUGGAUGGAGUCGCCCUGGGCGCCGCGGCCACCACAACGCACACCGAUGUCGAGAUGAUUGUCUUUGUGGCCAUCAUGUUGCACAAGGCACCAGCAGCGUUUGGAUUAGUAACAUUUUUGAUGCAUGAAGGAGUUGACAGGAAGAGAAUUAGAAGACAUUUGCUGAUUUUCUCUUUGGCUGCUCCUCUUCUGUCUCUCGUCACCUACUUCGGAAUAGGAAAGGAGGGAAAAGAAACGCUGUCGUCUGUGAAUGCGACUGGAAUUGCGAUGUUGUUCAGUGCAGGCACAUUCCUGUAUGUAGCAACGGUACAUGUUCUUCCCGAAUUGACAGCUCGCGUCGGUGGGGCUUUCCGCAUGAAUCAGCUAUUUGUACUCGUACUCGGAGCUAUGCUGCCACUUAUACUCACAAUGGGACAUCACCACUAACACAAGUCGACGUUUCAAUCUUCAGGUAAUCUUUCUCCAAUUCUGAGUACAAUUAAUGCUUGAAUUGUCGAGUCCCCCUGAUAAUGCCACAUUUCAAUGCGAAAUCAUAUCAGCAGGAGUUGAAAGCUCUAUAUUGACAAGAAGAAUUUAGUAUUGAUAAGGAGUUGUAGCAUGAAUUAAUUGCUGCCUCCCUCUCGAAUGUUUCAAAGUUUUGACUAAGUUGACUGAUGUUAUAAAGAACUAACUCAGGAAAGUUCUUGUUGUGAUGAGUAAAAAGACUUCAUCAGUAGGAAAUGAGAAAUUACUAUCCGUAGAAGCAUGAGGGAAAUAAUCUGUGAGUUUACUUCAUCGGAAUAUAUAGUAAUAUGAAAAUAUUAUUCUAUUCAAGGCUUAUUGCUAAGUUCAAUUUGUGAAGCUUUAAAAACGGUCUAAUUACUCUUAUAAACAGUAUAUUACUGUAUCAAGUUAGUGCAAUAGAUGAUUUUUGUUUGAAUAAUAUAAUUUUAUUGAUACUGUCUUCGUUGACAUUUUUUGUAAACUAUCUGUAAAGUUGAAAGUUGACGAUAAGACUGUAAUACUUGAAUAUGUUUUGUAGUAUGAGAUGCGAAAUGGUCAUACACCUAGUCAUCGUCGAAAAUACUCAUGAGUCAAGAUGGGUAGAUUUAUUUUGUAAAAUUACCUGAAAUGAUAUCAUUACGGAAUCAUAGCAUCACAUUACUAUUUUAACUUACGAUUACGGUUACGAUAAUACUUGCGGUUACGAUAAUAUUUUUACUUUUUGUUUAAGUUGUUUGUCAAAAGCUCAAUAUCAUCUCACCUUAGUGGAGUUUUAACACUAGAGACAAUCUGUCAAAAAAAACUCAGUUCAUUGAACCAAUUGGUCCAUUGUCAUUUAGCUCACUAUAGAGUUCAGUAAUGUAUCAAGCUAUUAGUAUUGUGAAAAAUUGAUAUUAAAUGUAUUUGUAAUCUUAUUUUUGCUCUACAAAAUGUUUGUUUUCAAACUAAAUAAUUCAAGUAGAUUAUAUUCAACUAUUGUGCUCCCUGCAUUUAAAAUUGGUUAAAAUUAGUAUUACUUACAUACAGCCUGUCGCUCAGUCUCGUUUAUAUCCCAUAAGUAUUGCAAAAUAAAAGUAUUAGGUGGUCAAUUACUGUUAUCUAUCAAAUAUUUUUCCAUUUUUUCCAAUUUCAGAUCUACACCAGAUUUAGUAAAUUUUUAUUCUUUAUUGAGACGGCACUCAUUUAUUUAGAAUGGUGCUACAAUACUUUCAAUUCCACUUUUAUCUUCGAUUGCUGAGAUUACCGUAUUGUCAUUGCUUCUCGUUGUAUGUUGCACUGAUAAUUUUAAAUGAAAAACUUGAGAUUCUUUUCAGAAUAUUGUGUAUUGUUGAAUUAUUUUAUGUAUUCAUGUGUGUAAGUAUUUCAUGUGAAUCAAUGUACUUGAUCAUUCAAUGAUUAUCAGUGUGCAAUCGUGAAUAGGUUGGCCUUUCAUCGCAGUAACUCUCGAAUUUGUUAUUUCCGCAGUGGAAUUCCAAUCCAACUAGUAAUUUGUGACUAGCAAAAGCAAUAGAAAUGUUGCGAUUUGAGUUAUUAACUUAUUUGUUCGAGUUAUCUCAGAUCUAAUGUAGAUUAUGCUUGAGACGCAAAGAGUUACUCAAUAUCCUGUGAUAUAUUUAAUACUCUCAAGACAUUUAGUGCUAGUGUCAAAUGUUGUAAACUUGUAAAUAAUUUAUUACAAAUAAUUAAAUAAUUAUAAAUUUAUUCAUUGUGAUAAUUGUAGUAAUUAUGGUGUGGUUAUUGUAUCCAUUUUUAAAAAAUAUUUCUGGCAAAUAGAAUGAAUUGCAAUAUUGUACAUAACACUGUCUUCAAAUAUGAAAAUUAUGUGAAAAUAAAAAUAUCUUUUCCAUUCGAA
Nilaparvata lugens (brown planthopper) is the source of this 2952-nucleotide messenger RNA. It is a transcript of the gene Zip102B, whose product is annotated as zinc transporter ZIP9-A. Gene Ontology annotation, molecular function: metal ion transmembrane transporter activity. Bases 174 to 1043 code for a protein of 289 amino acids. The record is from RefSeq and is a predicted model, not a curated record. The transcript is spliced from 6 exons. NCBI's taxonomy places the organism in Eukaryota, Metazoa, Arthropoda, Insecta, Hemiptera, Delphacidae. Gene Ontology annotation, biological process: zinc ion transport; transmembrane transport. Gene Ontology annotation, cellular component: membrane.